Sesamum indicum (sesame) is the source of this 568-nucleotide messenger RNA. Lineage: Eukaryota; Viridiplantae; Streptophyta; Magnoliopsida; Lamiales; Pedaliaceae. The record is from RefSeq and is a predicted model, not a curated record.
AUGGACUACUCCGAAAGCCGGCCGUAUGAGUCAGUUCAGGAAAAGAGAACUCAUCUUCGCUUCUACGUUCAUGACAUUCCAAGUGGAAACAAACCAAGUGCAGUGCAGAUAGCUGGUCCAAACACCACUAAAAAAGAGGACGGACCGACACCUUUUGGCUCCACUUUCGCCAUUGAUGAUCUACUCACGGAAGGGCCUGAGAUAACCUCAAAAGUCCUUGGCAACGCACGAGGAAUAUACGUUUCAUCGAGCCAGGACAAGGACUUGACUUUGGUCUUGUAUAUUGAUCUUGGUUUUACAAGUGGGAAGUUUAAAGGGAGUUCACUCAGUGUGUUUUCCAGGAAUCCGAUAACGGAGAAUCACCGGGAACUGGCUGUGGUUGGAGGGAGAGGGCGGUUCAGGCUGGCCAGGUGGUUUGUUUUGGUAAAGACAUAUUCCUUGAACACCACUAAUGGUGAUGCUGUUCUUGAGUACACUGUGGAGGUUGUUCAUCCUUGAGGGAUUAGGUUUUAUUGUAUAAUGCUGGAAGUUCAUGGAAACAUUUGUCUUCUUUUCUAACUAAUCAUGA